AUGAUCCCUUUAACUAACAAUGAAGUGGAGUACGAAGAUUUGAUUGCAGGGCUCGAAUUGGCCAUGGCACUUGACUAUGAGGUCAUUGAAAUCAAAUGUGAUUCGCAAUUAGUGGUAAAUCAGGUCUACGGGAUCUUUGAAACCAAAGAGGAACGUCCUUAUCAUAAGAUCGGAGAACGUGAAGUGGUCGACUUCCUGUGGGAAAAUAUAAUUUGCAGGUUCGGAAUACUAAAAGAGAUAGCAUACGAUAAUGGGCCGCAGUUUAUCGGUGCAAAAAUUACAAAGUUCCUUGAAGAUUUGAAGAUAAAGAGGAUCGCCUCUUCACCUUAUCAUCCGUGCGCGAACGGUCAAGCGGAGUCAAGAAACAAAGUGAUUAUCCAAAACCUCAAGAAAAGGUUGGAAGCGCCAAAAGGCAAUUGGCCCGAAGAAUUACUCAGAUUUCUGUGGGUCUGCCGUACAACGGCCAAGUCAAGCACAGGAGAGACUCCUUUUUCCCUUAUGUAUGGCGCAGAAGCUCUAAUCCCGAUGGAAGUAGGGGAACCCACCUUGAGAUAUUUUCAGGCGGAUGAAGAAUCGAACAACGAAGCAAUGUUAAUCAACUUGGAGCUGCUCGAGGAACGCAGGGACUUGGCGUGUGUAAGAAUGGCGGCUCAAAAGCAGAGAAUAGAGCGAUAUUAUAAUAGGAGAUCCAAUUUCCAUUAUUUCAAAGUAGGAGAUUUGUUAUGA
Molecule: messenger RNA, 726 nt
Organism: Nicotiana attenuata
Lineage: Eukaryota; Viridiplantae; Streptophyta; Magnoliopsida; Solanales; Solanaceae
Exons: 2
Coding region: 1-726 (241 amino acids)
Biological process (GO): DNA integration
Molecular function (GO): nucleic acid binding; RNA-DNA hybrid ribonuclease activity
Source: RefSeq, a predicted model, not a curated record